AUGGCCGAGAAGCAGUUUGAGACCACCGUCUCCGACGACCAUGUCGCCCCCGUCUCGCCAGAGUCGUCGAGCAUCGACCUGGAAGACAAGGCGACAAUGCAGGCCAUGGGGAAGACGCAACAAUUAAAGGGAUCAUCACUCGGAACCGGUCUCUAUGCUGGCGGGCCAGUGACCCUGGUAUGGGGUCUCUUCUUCACAGGAAGCGGAACCCUUGCGCUGGCAUGUUCCAUAGCAGAAAUGGCCUCCAUGUGCCCAAUCAGUGGAGCUCAGUACCACUGGACGUACAUGUUUGCGCCUAAGAAGUGGAAGGCCACAAUUACCAGUUUGACAUACAUCAUCGCCGGUCAGGUCCAGGGAAUGGUGAUCCUCAACUGGGCUGAUUAUGGAUUUGAGCGAUGGCACACUACCUUGAUGAUGUGGGCUGUUUUAGGCAUAACUUAUGUCAUAAACAUAUACGGAAUAGGCCUCCUUCCAGCGACCGAACUCUUCGCUGGAGUUUGUCACGUCUUCUUCUUCAUUAUCUUCGCGGUGGUCAUGCUGGUUUUGGGCCGCAACUCAGAUGCGAAGUUCGUCUUCACCACAUUCAUCAACCAAACCGGUUGGGAAAGCACCGGUGUUGGUUUCUUCAUCGGUCUCCUACCAUGCAUUUGGUGCAUUAUCGGCUUCGACGGCGCCAUCCAUAUGAGUGAAGAAACCGCGAAAGCGGCCCAAACAAUCCCCAGGAUCAUCGUUACAACAGUCCUCAUAAACGCUUCGCUCGCGUGGCUGUCCCUUCUCCUCUUCCUCUUCGCCAUCAAGGACAUCAACCUGGCGAUUAGCACCCCAACUGGCUACGCCAUCCUCGAAAUCUUCCGCCAACUCACAAACUCCACCACCUCGGCCACCCUCAUGAUGUGCGCCAUGUUGACUAUCUCAAUCGCCGCAAUGUUCGGUACCCUCGCCUCAGUCUCCCGUCUGACUUGGGCCUUUGCCCGCGACGAGGGCCUCCCGUUCUCCAACUACUUCAAAUACGUCGACCCCAAGUACCAAAUCCCCACGCGCGCAGUGUCCCUUGUUAGCGUCGUCAUCAUUCUCCUCUCCCUCAUCAACAUCGGCUCUUCCGUCGCCCUCAAUGCUGUCCUCUCCCUUUCUACCAUCGGCCUCUACAUCUCAUAUAUCAUUCCGAUCGCCUGCCUCCUGUCCCUGCGCCUUCGCGUCGCCACAUCUAAAGCGGAGCCCAGCCACGCCGGCGUCGACGAGGACAAGAUCGUCUUUGGCCCGUGGACGCUAGGCCAAUGGGACCCGCUUAUCAACCUCUACGCCAUAUGCUACGCGACGCUGCUGGUACCGUUCAUGGCACUACCAUCGACGCUGCCGCUGACGAAGGAGACGAUGAACUAUGCUGGUCCUGUGUUCCUGCUUGUCAUUGUGUUUGCGGGGAUUGACUGUGCCUUCAGGGAUCGGAAGCAUUUCCAUGGGCCGUCGAGGGAGGUACAGAGGGCUGUGCAGGAGGGUUAG
Mytilinidion resinicola is the source of this 1497-nucleotide messenger RNA. RefSeq names its product amino acid transporter. The record is from RefSeq and is a predicted model, not a curated record. Gene Ontology annotation, molecular function: transmembrane transporter activity. The coding region runs from base 1 to 1497 and encodes 498 amino acids. Lineage: Eukaryota; Fungi; Ascomycota; Dothideomycetes; Mytilinidiales; Mytilinidiaceae. Gene Ontology annotation, biological process: transmembrane transport; amino acid transport. Gene Ontology annotation, cellular component: membrane. The transcript has 4 exons.